This is a messenger RNA of Rhagoletis zephyria (snowberry fruit fly), 2431 nucleotides long. Its product is annotated as arylsulfatase B. Gene Ontology annotation, molecular function: sulfuric ester hydrolase activity. The record is from RefSeq and is a predicted model, not a curated record. NCBI's taxonomy places the organism in Eukaryota, Metazoa, Arthropoda, Insecta, Diptera, Tephritidae.
UAUUGUUUGUUGUCACUCUGCUGGCUGACUGGCUGGUUGGUCGAUUGGUCGGUUGGUUGGCUAGUCGAUCGUUUAGGGGCAGCUAAAACAGUUAAAAUGUUGUCGAUACACUUGCGCUUCGCCAGUUCAGUCGUCGCGAGGAAUUGAAAUGAGAAGGAUCGGUUAAGUACGGUGAUUCAAAAGUGUAUUGGACAGAAUUUGAAGUGUAAAAGUUGGAAAUUUUUAACGGAAAUUGUUGGAGGCUUACCUCUGUAUAUCUUAAAGAGUGUAACAACUAAUUAAAUUAAUUAUUUUGCACAACUCACUGCAGAACUAAAAAGUCAAAUCCACCUGCAAACUGCAAACACAACACUCGUACAAAUAUAAAACGAUAGAAAAAAUACAAAAGCACAAAAUGCAAUACCCAGUCGGCCGCCAACGUCGCUCGAUUGGCCCCUUCUAUUUGUUGUCAAUACUCGUCCUAUUGCCGGCAUUGCUCAAUCCGCAACAUCACGUGGCUGCGAUUACGACAAUUAACUCGGAAGUAGUGAGCACAGAGCAACAACGACCACAACAGCAACCAACACAACCCACGCCACAACAACAGCAGCAACAAAGCGAAAAGCAACAAAGUCAACAGCAAAGCAACACAAAGCCAAACAUAAUUAUCAUUUUGAUAGAUGAUAUGGGCUUUAACGAUGUCAGCUUUCAUGGCUCGAAUCAAAUAUUAACACCGAACAUUGAUGCGCUCGCCUACAAUGGCAUCAUAUUGAAUCGUCACUAUGUGCCCAAUUUGUGUACUCCGUCGCGUGCGUCGUUGCUCACCGGCAAAUAUCCAAUACAUACAGGUAUGCAACACUCCGUCAUCAUUAACGAUCAGCCGUGGGGGCUGCCAAUUGGCGAACGUCUGCUGCCCGAAAUACUACACGAUGCCGGUUAUGCAACAAAUUUAAUAGGUAAAUGGCAUUUGGGUUUCUGGCGCAAAGAAUUGACGCCUACAUUGCGCGGUUUCGAUCAUCAUUUCGGCUACUAUUCCGGCUACAUUGAUUACUACAAUCACACAAUGCAUAUGCUGGACCGCAAUUACUCGGCCGGCUUGGAUUUCCGUCGCGACUUGUCGCCAUGGCCUGAGGCUGAUGGCCUUUAUGCAACUGAUGUUUUCACACAGGAAGCGGAGCGCGUUAUCUACCAACAUGAUGCGGCGGCAAAGCCUUUGUUUCUGCUAAUGAGCCACUUGGCUGUGCACACCGGUAAUGAGAAUAAUCCAAUGCAGGCGCCUGAAGAGGAGUUGGAGAAAUUUUCGCACAUCAGUGAUGUGAAGAGGCGCACUUAUGCAGGCAUGAUCUCCCGCCUGGAUGACAGCGUUGGCCGCGUAAUACGUGCGCUCUCCAACAAAGCUAUGCUUAACAACUCAAUCGUACUGCUAUACUCAGACAAUGGUGCACCCACUGUGGGUAUACACUCGAAUGCUGGCUCCAAUCAUCCCUUCCGCGGCCAAAAGGAGUCACCUUGGGAAGGCGGCAUACGCUCCGCUGGUCUGAUUUGGAGCCCACUGUUGCAGCAACAGAGCUACGUUUCCAAUCAAGUAGUGCACGCCAUCGAUUGGCUACCCACAUUAACGAGCGCUGCUGGCAUUGAACUACCGUCAAAAAUGAAACUCGAUGGCGUUAAUUUAUGGCGCGUGCUCAGCGAAAAUGGUGCAGCACAACCGCGACGCCUGAUUCACGUGCUGGACGACAACGUCGGCUAUAGCGCUUUCACACGUGGCACCCUAAAGUAUGUGAAUGGCACGAGCUUCAAUGGUCUCUACGAUGGCUGGUUGGGUGACUUACCAACGGCAGAGCAGGACCCCACCGCGCCAUAUUAUGUUCAGCAGGUGCUAUCCUCAGAGGUACACCACGUGCUGGGUAAUGAGGAGCUCAGCGUGGAACAAGUGGAACGAUUGCGUGCACAAGCAACGCAUGAAUGCCCCAACAACGAGGAGAAUUACACACAGGCUGUGUAUCGUUGUGAGCCGUUAUUGGAGCCAUGUUUCUUCGAUAUCGAAAAGGAUCCUUGCGAGCGUUAUAAUUUAGCCAAACUGUAUCCGCUACAGGUACAGCUGUUGGCACAGGAGGUGGAACAGUUUAGGGAGAGCGCAGUGGAGAGUGCGCGUCGGGAUUACAGUGAUCCGCGCUGUGAUCCUGCCCUACAUGGCGGCGUUUGGGAAUGGUGGGCAGAGACGUCGGCUGCGAACGGACGAUGCCAUAUGCACAUGGCGUUCGGAUUGGUAACAGCAGCGGUCAAUGUGAUAUGUGCGCUUGUGUGGCGUGUCGCUCAGUUUGAAUUUUAAUCAGCGGAAAAGCGGAUUUUUAUUGCAUUUAAUUAUUUGAUUUAAAAUUUUUUAAUUUUAAGAAAAAAUAUUUGUUAAAGUACUUACUUAGUAACUGCCAUACAAAAUUGAAUAAAUUAU